Molecule: messenger RNA, 1915 nt
Organism: Saccoglossus kowalevskii
Lineage: Eukaryota; Metazoa; Hemichordata; Enteropneusta; Harrimaniidae
Product: BTB/POZ domain-containing protein KCTD5-like
Biological process (GO): proteasome-mediated ubiquitin-dependent protein catabolic process; protein homooligomerization
Cellular component (GO): Cul3-RING ubiquitin ligase complex; cytoplasm
Molecular function (GO): cullin family protein binding
Source: RefSeq, a predicted model, not a curated record
GGGCGCUGUUGAUUGAGCAUAAAAGAUGGCGACGAAUUCAAGCUGGAGCAGCAAUCAUUCGGUGGAAAUGGAUGGCGAAUCGGGUAGCGACGCCUCAAAAAAGAAAUGGGUAAAGCUUAAUGUCGGGGGACAGAUUUUUCUAACGACAAGGACAACGUUAUGUAGAGAUCCAAAGUCUUUCCUAUGCAGACUGUGUCAAGAAGACCCCGAUUUAAAUUCGGACAAGGAUGAAAAUGGUGCUUACUUGAUUGACAGAGACCCUAUUUAUUUUGGUCCCGUUCUCAAUUAUCUACGGCAUGGUAAACUUGUCAUUAAUAAAGACGUGGCAGAAGAAGGUGUUCUUGAAGAAGCAGAGUUCUAUAAUAUUACAGCCCUUAUUAAGUUAGUAAAAGAGAAAAUACGAGAAAGGAAUGCAACAUCUUCUCAGGUACAUGCACCAAGAAAACAUGUUUAUAGAGUCCUGCAAUGUCAAGAAGAAGAAGUGACCCAAAUGGUAUCAACGAUGUCAGACGGCUGGAGAUUUGAACAGCUCAUAAACAUAGGGUCAUCAUAUAAUUAUGGCAAUGAAGACCAAUCUGAGUUCCUGUGCGUGGUAUCAAGAGAACUCAGCAAUACUGUCAAUGGGACAGAGGCGGAACCCACAGACAGAGCAAAGGUUUUGCAGCAGAAAGGCUCAAGAAUGAGAGAACUUCGAAUGUAGGCACCCCUCCUCUCUCUUUUUCUCCCUCUCUUGUUUACAGUGGUGCAUUUUAAGGGCAUUUCGUUGCCAGGUGAAAUUCAGGACUUUGCCUAUCUUUGCUGAAUGUUCAAACUUCCCAUGAUGCAAUAGUGGACAUGACUGAAAAUACACCAAUCGGUUCCUCCAAAACAUCCUCAUUCAUACAUUUGAAUAGUUGUAGGUACAAGCUGUGCAUUUAGUGCAAGUUUCAUAUGGUAGGCUGAUUAUGAAACAACUAAUCCUAAAUUGGUUGACAUUCUAGGCAGACGUGGCAAAUAUGGUAAACUUAUUUCGGCAGACAUGGCAAAUAUGGUAAACUUAUUUCGGCAGACAUGGCAAAUAUGGUAAGCUAGUCUCGGCAGACAUGGCAAAUAUGGUAAGCUAGUCUCGGCAGACAUGGCAAAUAUGGUAAGCUAGUCUCGGCAGACAUGGCAAAUAUGGUAAGCUAGUCUCGGCAGACAUGGCAAAUGUGGUAAGCUAGUCUCGGCAGACAUGGCAAAUGUGGUAAGCUAGUCUCGGCAGACAUGGCAAAUGUGGUAAGCUAGUCUCGGCAGACAUGGCAAAUGUGGUAAACUAGUCUUGGCAGACAUGGCAAACUUAUUUCGGCAGACAUGGCAAAUAUGGUAAGCUAGUCUCGGCAGACAUGGCAAAUAUGGUAAGCUAGUCUCGGCAGACAUGGCAAAUAUGGUAAGCUAGUCUCGGCAGACAUGGCAAAUAUGGUAAACUUAUUUCGGCAUACAUGGCAAAUAUGGUAAACUAGUCUCGGCAGACAUGGCAAAUAUGGUAAACUAGUCUCGGCAGACAUGGCAAAUAUGGUAAACUAGUCUCGGCAGACAUGGCAAAUAUGGUAAACUUAUUUCGGCAGACAUGGCAAAUAUGGUAAGCUAGUCUCGGCAGACAUGGCAAAUAUGGUAAACUAGUCCCGGCAGACAUGGCAAAUAUGGUAAACUUAUUUCGGCAGACAUGGCAAAUAUGGUAAACUUAUUUCGGCAGACAUGGCAAAUAUGGUAAACUUGUUUAGGCAUCAUUCUAAGCAGACAUGGCAGAUGUAGUAAACACGAGUGCUUAUCAACAUGUGUGACUUGAUAUCAAUGGCGACUGCAUUCUGCAUUGCAUCAUGGGAAAAGGUUUGUAAAAAUGCAUAAAUUCCUAAGCAGGAUUAAUUUUUAACUUGAGAAUGUUAUUUUUUUUAUAGAG